Hyaena hyaena (striped hyena) is the source of this 2327-nucleotide messenger RNA. It is a transcript of the gene TGDS, whose product is annotated as TDP-glucose 4,6-dehydratase. The coding region runs from base 100 to 1167 and encodes 355 amino acids. The record is from RefSeq and is a predicted model, not a curated record. Gene Ontology annotation, biological process: nucleotide-sugar metabolic process. The transcript is spliced from 12 exons. NCBI's taxonomy places the organism in Eukaryota, Metazoa, Chordata, Mammalia, Carnivora, Hyaenidae. Gene Ontology annotation, molecular function: dTDP-glucose 4,6-dehydratase activity.
UGUCGGGGCGGCGAGACGCGUCGCGAAAAGUCGCGGUGGAACUUACCUGCGGUGUACAGAUCUGGCGCUUUACGCUGCUAGGCUCUGCCGAGCUGGGAGAUGUCGGCUGCGGGCAGGGCAGAGCCCUUGGGUCCUCCCGGCAGCUUUGCGAAGCGGCUCCUGGUGACCGGGGGUGCUGGUUUCAUUGCAUCACAUGUGAUUGUCUCUUUAGUACAAGAUUAUCCCCACUAUAUGAUCAUAAAUCUAGACAAGCUGGAUUACUGUGCAAGCCUGAAGAAUCUUGAAACCAUUUCUAACAAACAAAACUACAAAUUUAUACAGGGUGACAUAUGUAAUUCUCACUUUGUGAAACUGCUUUUUGAAACAGAGAAAAUAGAUAUAGUGCUACAUUUUGCUGCACAAACACACGUAGAUCUUUCAUUUGUACGUGCCUUUGAGUUUACAUAUGUUAAUGUGUAUGGCACUCAUGUUUUGGUGAGUGCUGCUCAUGAAGCUGGAGUGGAGAAAUUUAUUUACGUGAGCACAGACGAGGUGUACGGAGGCGGUGUUGACAAGGAAUUUGAUGAAUCUUCACCCAAACAACCUACAAACCCUUAUGCAUCAUCUAAAGCAGCUGCCGAGUGUUUUGUACAGUCUUACUGGGAACGAUACAAAUUUCCAGCUGUCAUCACACGAAGCAGUAAUGUUUACGGACCACAUCAGUAUCCAGAAAAGGUUAUUCCAAAAUUUAUAUCUUUACUACAACACAACAGGAAAUGCUGCAUUCAUGGGUCUGGGCUUCAAACGAGAAAUUUCCUUUAUGCUACUGAUGUAGUAGAAGCAUUUCUCACCGUCCUCAAGAAGGGGAAACCAGGUGAAAUUUAUAACAUUGGAACCAAUUUUGAAAUGUCAGUUCUCCAGCUCGCCAAAGAACUAAUACAAAUGAUCAAAGAGACUAAUUCAGAGUCUGAAAUGGAAAACUGGGUGGAUUAUGUUAAUGAUAGACCUACCAAUGACAUGAGAUAUCCAAUGAAGUCAGAAAAAAUACAUGGCUUAGGAUGGAGACCCAAAGUGCCUUGGAAAGAAGGAAUAAAGAAAACAAUUGACUGGUACAGAGAGAAUUUUCACAACUGGAAGAAUGCAGAAAAGGCGUUAGAACCGUUUCCAGUACAAGCAUCGUUUGUAUAGUCAAGACAGUUUGCAGAGAAAGAAGAAAAUUAUCCUACCUCGACAAGCCAUAGGAAACCAAGUGACCAAAUGAAGUGUCCUCUUUGCUUUUGGAAUUAAAUUCAUGACUUUCUGCAUAAAAUUCAAAUGCAAAACGCCUCAAUCUUUAGAAUAGGUUUGGUGCUGCCAUAGGAUUUAAAUAUCAAGAUUCUUUCUGGAAACCUUCCUCCUGAAAGUUAGACACCAGAAGGCCUAGAAAGACCUCUUCAUAGGAGGGGGCCAGGAAGAUGGAAUCUCCUGGUUCUGAGAACAAGGACGGAGAAUGGCUCUGCGCUGAUAAUAACCUUCGCGGGCCCCAAACCGAGUUGCCCAACCUUCCCGCCUGCCUAUAAGUCUCUCAAGCUUCCAUUUUUAGGCCACAUAGGAGGCGCUGUCUGUCCUCGUUCAUCUUUUUUAUUAAAGGUCCAAUGUGCUGUAAUUGUUUUAAAAAUGGAACAAUGGAAGCAUAUCUAGCACUUUUUAACUUUAGAUAAUUUUGUAAAAUUAAGUCAAACGUUUUUUAAAAGAAGGAUGUAGUUUUUAUAUUUUCAAAAUCAGUUGUUGGACUAUAUAUAAGUAACCUCAUCUAAGAUAUUUUAUCAUGUAUUUGCCAUUUAAAAUGAUUUUAUUUAUAAAAGUAUCAAUAUUAUAAUGUAUUUAAUGUAGAAUGUGGCUGUAUUUUUAGUAAGGUAUGUAUUUUGCUGUAGAAAAAAAUUUUUAAUGUCUUGAUUAAAUACCUUUAAUUCCUCUCUCUCCUAAAGACUUUAAGAUGCCUUGAAAAAGCAGCUGGCUGGUUAUUGCAUUGACAGAGGGAGAGGAGCCGAAGGUUGUUCCCAGCUUUCCGGCUUCCGUGCAAGAGUGAUGACUUGUUUCCUCUGUGAAGUGGGAAGCAAGGCCACUCACUCGCAGGUGGUCCAGGGAGGGGGAGAAGAGUGGAGUAAGGGCCUCGAAGAGGUAGAGAUCCGGAAAAGAGUAAGCAGAUCCAAAGUUAGUAAGAGUAUUUGCCAAGCAGGAGUGAAACACAAAUCGAAGUUGAACAUGGUAGUUUCAGAAUUCUGAGAUGUGGGGGGCAUCAGGGUGGCUCAGUCAGUUAAGCAUCAGACUCUUGAUUUCAGCCAGGUCAUGAUCUCAUGGUCUGUGAG